Messenger RNA from Lepus europaeus (European hare), 2758 nucleotides. Its product is annotated as zinc finger protein 345-like. The record is from RefSeq and is a predicted model, not a curated record. Lineage: Eukaryota; Metazoa; Chordata; Mammalia; Lagomorpha; Leporidae. The transcript is spliced from 5 exons. Bases 6 to 2501 code for a protein of 831 amino acids. Gene Ontology annotation, biological process: regulation of DNA-templated transcription.
GUCCAAUGGAAGCCGUGUUGCAGGAGAUAAGACAAUCAACUUUUCUGUUGCCUUGGAAAAUAAAGCCAGGAAAUGUAGCCUCAUCUGCCCAUGAUGUCGGGAGGACAGAACCAUGGAAACUCUCCUCUGGCUUCCUUCUUAGCGUGUGCCAUUCCAACCACUACCACCAUCUCCAAAGAAUUCCUGGUGCUGGGCUUUCCUCAUAUUACUCAAGAACUGUGUGGGUGAUGAUAGCAUUUGAAGACCUGGCUGUUUACUUUACCUGGGAGGAAUGGCAGAACAUGAACAAAGCUCAGAAAAUCCUGUACAGGGAAGUGAUGCUGGAGACCUACAGCAGCCUACUCUUCUUGGGACACUGCAUUACCAAACCUGAUUUGAUCUUUAAGUUGGAGCAAGGAGCAGAGCCAUGGAUGGUGAGCGAAUUCCUAAAUCAGAACCUUCCAGUUGCCAUGAAAAGUGAUGACAUUAUUAGGAUCAACCAGGAAAUUCGAGAAAAAAAUUUUAAGCAGAAUGUUAUUACAAAUAAUAAGACAUCAACUCCCAAAAGAGUUGAAUUAAAUAAAAGACUUAAUUUAAAUUCAAGUCAUGUUUCAAAACUGAUUAUCAAAAGAAGAAAUGAUUCAUCAAUGAAACCUGAGGAAUGCAAUGUGUGUCACAAUGUGUAUCCCCAUGGUGGAGCUGAUGAGCUGCAAGCUGGAGAGAAAGUUGGUGCCACUAAGGUAUCUGGGAACUCUGCCCAAUGCUGUGAGCCUCUUAGUGAGUAUCAUAAGAUUCAGACUGUGAAGCCUUCAUUUGAACAUAGUGGACAAGGGAAAGACUUCAAAAGGAAGAAGAUAUUCUUUAGAUUUGGCACGGUCCAUAUGGGAGACCCCUGUAAUAAGUCAACUGUCACUGUUGGAAAGACAACUCAAAUAGAAAAAACUCUUCAUAAAAAUACUAACCUCAGUAAGCAUCAACAAAUCAACACAGGAGAGAAAUUCUAUGGAGAUAUGGGAUAUGUGGAACCUCUUCUUUACAAAUCAGAUCUUUUAAUAAAUCAGAGACAAUAUAUACAGGAAAAACCCUAUGCAUGUAAGCCUUGUGGAAAAUCCUUCAGGUGUAAGUCCUGCCAUACCAUCAUUCACAGUACUUCCUUACAGGAAAACUCGCAUGAGUGUAAUGAAUGUGGAAAAGCCUUAUACCCGAGGUUAGAUAUUAUUAGACAUCAGGAAAUUCACACAGAGGACAAACCUAAUGAAUGUAAAGACUGUGGGAAAGCCUUUGGCAAGAAGUCACAACUCAUAAUCCAUCAGAGAAUUCACACAGGAGAGAAACCUUAUGAGUGCAAUGGCUGUGGGAAAGCCUUCGGCUAUAAGUCACAACUCAAAACCCAUCAGAGAAUUCACACAGGGGAGAAACCUUAUGAAUGUAAUGACUGUGGCAAAGCAUUUGGCUCUAAGUCACAACUCAUAACCCAUCAGAGAACUCACACAGGGGAAAAACCUUAUGAAUGUAAUGAAUGUGGAAAAGCUUUUGGCAAGAAGUCGCAUCUCAUAAUGCAUCACAGAAUUCACACAGGGGAGAAACCUUAUGAAUGUAAUGACUGUGGAAAAACCUUUGGCUACAAGUCACAACUCAAAAUCCAUCAGAGAAUUCACACAGGGGAGAAACCUUAUGAAUGUAAUGACUGUGGAAAAACCUUUGGCUACAAGUCACAACUCAAUAUUCAUCAGAGAAUUCACACAGGAAAGAAACCUUAUGAAUGUAAUGACUGUGGAAAAACCUUCAUCUGUAAGUCACAACUCAUAAUCCAUCAGAGAAUUCACACAGGAGAGAAACCUUAUGAGUGCAAUGGCUGUGGAAAAGCCUUUAGACGAAAGUCACAACUCAUAAUCCAUCAGAGAAUUCACACAGGAGAGAAACCUUAUGAGUGCAAUGGCUGUGGAAAAGCCUUUGGACGAAAGUCACAACUCAUAAUCCAUCAGAGAAUUCACACAGGGGAGAAACCUUAUGAGUGCAAUGGCUGUGGAAAAGCCUUUGGCUAUAAGUCACAACUCAAAAUCCAUCAGAGAAUUCACACAGGGGAGAAACUUUAUGAAUGUAGUGACUGUGGAAAAGACUUCAUCUUUAAGUCACAACUCACAAUCCAUCAGAGAAUUCACACAGGGGAGAAACCUUAUGAAUGUAAUCAAUGUGGGAAAGCCUAUGGCAAGAAGUCACAUCUCAUAAUGCAUCACAGAAUUCACACAGGGGAGAAACCUUAUGAAUGUAAUGCCUGUGGGAAAGCCUUUGGCUACAAGUCACAACUCAAUAUCCAUCAUAGAAUUCACACAGGAGAGAAACCUUAUGACUGUAGUGCCUGUGGAAAAGCCUUUGGCUAUAAGUCACAACUCAAAAUCCAUCAGAGAAUUCACACAGGGGAGAAACCUUAUGAAUGUAAUGACUGUGGAAAAGCCUUCAGCUAUAAUUCACAACUCAAAAUUCAUCAGAGAAUUCACACAGGAGAGAAACCUUAUGAGUGAAAUGAUUGUGGGAAAACCUUUGGCCAGAAGUCACAACUCAUAAUGCAUCAGAGAAUUCACACAGGAGUGUAACCUCAUGAAUGUAAUUACUACAGAAAAGCUUUUUGCUGUAAAUCACAACUCAUAACACAUGAAAGCUUCUUUAGUAAGGCUGGGUGAAUGUUGACAAAUUCAGUUUCUUUUUGUUAUCAUAGGUCUUUCUUUCACAUUCAACAUAAAUGAGUACUUUGCAGGGUAUAGUAUUCUCAUAUACUAUA